This is a messenger RNA of Coniophora puteana RWD-64-598 SS2, 610 nucleotides long. RefSeq lists its product as uncharacterized. Bases 287 to 607 code for a protein of 106 amino acids. Lineage: Eukaryota; Fungi; Basidiomycota; Agaricomycetes; Boletales; Coniophoraceae. The transcript has 3 exons. The record is from RefSeq and is a predicted model, not a curated record.
UUCUUCGCAUAUAAGCAACAUAUAGAUACACAUGUAAUUCUGAGGUAAGUAGAGGUUGGCGACUGAGAGGCUCCUUGAAUAAGGUUAGGUUUGAUUCCUUCACCUUCACGUUCCCCAUCAAGUCAUGGGCCUCGAAUCGAGGCGGCCCGAUAUACUCGAGCGCUAUUGAUCCUCGCCUGCACACGGCACCACGGCACCGAUACAUCGUACUUAUAUUCGUUUCCAGUUUUGAAUACAGUCUCCACGCGCAUACGCAUCGGCGGGACCGACCUCAUCGUCUGAUAGCAUGCCCUCCGCUUGUCCGAACCCAUGCUCAAGCACCGCACUCACCGCCGAGUCCUUCUCGCCCCGAACUCGUGCCGUCUCACACUCGAUCGUCCAAGCAGCUCGAACAAGUUUAAGCAACUCAAAGGUGAUGACUUACGGCUUCCACGUUGAUAUGGGCCCGAGGAUCAGGUGCGGUACAGUGGACAUGAUGCUACGUUGCAUCCGCAUAUUCUGGCGAGUACAUCCGAAAGGUGAAAACCGUGAGGCAUUAUGUUGCGAGGUCAGCAACAUUGUGAUAUCACGCGGAAGUGACUGGAUGGGUGGUGGUGGUGCAUCGUAGUUU